Messenger RNA from Lontra canadensis (Northern American river otter), 1404 nucleotides. RefSeq names its product loricrin cornified envelope precursor protein (gene LORICRIN). Gene Ontology annotation, cellular component: cornified envelope. Gene Ontology annotation, molecular function: structural constituent of skin epidermis. The record is from RefSeq and is a predicted model, not a curated record. The coding region runs from base 186 to 1172 and encodes 328 amino acids. Lineage: Eukaryota; Metazoa; Chordata; Mammalia; Carnivora; Mustelidae. The transcript has 2 exons.
GUGGGGCGGCAGCCAUAGGUCACAUAACUGAGUCCAAAUAUGAGAGGUAGACCCAGAUUAAUAGAUGAGUCAGGGCUCAAGUGUGGUAUAAAACCUUGGAAGCUCCAGAGCUCUUCACAUAAGCCAGCAUCUUCUCUCCUCACUCAGCCCCUGGUGCUUCAGGGUUCCAUUCCUCCUUAGACAAGAUGUCUCACCAGAAAAAGCAGCCCACCCCUCUACCCCCAGUCGGCUGCGGGAAGACCUCAGGCGGCGGAGGCGGCGGAGGUGGCGGCGGCUGUGGCUUCCCUAGCGGCGGCGGCGGCGGCUCCGGCGGUUGCGGCGGCGGCGGCGGCUCCGGCGGGAGCGUCAAGUACUCCGGCGGCAGCAGCAGCUCUGGCUGCGGAGGCUACUCUGGUGGUGGCGGCGGCGGCGGCGGCGGCGGCUGCGGCGGCGGCGGCGGCGGCGGCUCCGGAGGCUGCGGAGGAGGUUCCGGUGGGAGUGUCAAGUACUCGGGGGGUGGUGGCUCCUCCGGGGGUGGCAGUGGCUGCUUCUCCAGCUCCGGAGGUGGCGGCUCGGGCUGCGGGGGUGGCUCCUCCGGGGGCGGCGGUGGCUGCUUCUCCAGCUGCGGCGGCGGCGGCGGCUCCUCCGGCUGCAGCAGUGGCUGCUACUCCGGCGGCGGCGGCGGCGGCGGCGGCGGCGGUUCGGGCCAAGAGGUCCAGUGCCAGAGCUACGGAAGCGUCUCCAGCGGCGGCUGCGGGGGCAGCGGCAGUUCCGGCUGCGGCGGCGGCUCCUCCGGGGGCGGCGGCAGCUCCGGCUGCGGCGGCAGCGGCGGCUCCGGCUGCGGCGGCGGCGGCGGCGGCGGCGGCUCUGGCUACUUCUCUCAGCAGACCACCCAGGCCUCGUGCAUGCCUCAGCAGAGCUACGGAGGGGGAUCCUCCGGAGGCAGCUCCGGCGGCGGCUCCUCUGGGGGCGGCAGUGGCUGCUUCUCCAGCUGCGGCGGCGGCGGCGGCUCCGGCUGCGGUGUUGGCUCCUCCGGGGGCGGCGGUGGCUGCUUCUCCAGUGGUGGGGGCGGCGGCGGCUCCGGCUGCGGCGGUGGCUCCUCCGGGGGCUGCGGUUCCUCCGGGGGUGGCAAGGGCGUCCCGAUCUGCCACCAGACCCAGCAGAAGCAGGCUCCUACCUGGCCAAGCAAAUAAGGCCCGUUAGACGCCGCGGAGAAGAAAGAGAUGGAAGUAUUCUCCGUGAGCGCCAAUGGGCUUAGCGGUCUCAUGAUACUGCCCUGAUGUUCCCAAAUCCUUCAGGUGUCAACACCCGAGCCACUGAGCUCUGGGGCUUCAUCUUGUUCUGCAGUUUUUCCUCUUUGGUUUCUGUACAACGAUCUCCCAGCCCCGGUACAUCCUCAGUCAAUAAAUUUGAAAUUCAUGAGAA